GCUACACCAGUUUCCGUUUUGCGAUUAUGGGUUGAUGUAAGAGUCCUGUUUCAGAGAGAAGAUAGUUUUACUAAGAUAUUAAUUAUUUUUCCUAUUAACACUGUUAUUAGAAUUUCCUUCUGGUUCCUUGAAGGUGUUUGUUUUAAUAAAUGGACAAACAUAUUAACUUAUAAUGGAAGGUCCAUUGGAAAUAAAAGAUUCUGCUACAGGUGCAGAAGAACCUAUUAAAUCAGAAGCACCUGUACAGAAUCCAGAUAGUAGUGAUCGGAGUGAUGGUGCAGUGUCACCUCCACCAAAUUGUAGUAUUUGCUUAGGCAAAUUAGUGAAUACAUCAUUCACUGAUAGUUGCCUCCAUCAAUUUUGUUUCACCUGCCUGCUUCAAUGGUCUAAAAUAAAAACAGAGUGUCCAUUAUGUAAACAGACAUUCAAGUCAAUCAUACACAAUGUUAGGUCAGAAGAAGAUUAUGAUCAAUAUCAUAUACCCAGAGAAUUGGCUACUUUGGACCUUAAUUUUGAAUUGGGUCAUACUAUGGAUGUUGGCACUCAUCGUUUUCAUUAUAGAACAACUAUGACAGGACAUCAUAGACGUUCACAUGAAAUAGUGCUUAAUCCAGAACAGGUUGCAAGAAGAGAACAAUUGCCAAGUAUAGCACCACAAGUCCCAAUGGGAGAGCGCUUACGUAGACGUGCAAAUUCAGCUGAUUAUCGUCGUACAAUUUAUAGGCUCGGAAUUUGGGCUACUGCAUUACCAGAUGUUUUUGGCCGUUUUCGCGAAUGUAGCGCCGACUUUUAUAGGAGAGAACCAAGAGAAUUAAAUCGGCUUAUACCAUGGCUAAAUAGAGAAUUGCAAGUAUUACUUAAUAACAAUGCUCCGCAUGUCGCAUAUGUAUUAGGAGUUAUAUUGGAUGCUCUUAGCCAGUAUGAUAUCAGAAGUGCGGAAUUUCGAAAUAUAAUACGCGCUCAUUUCGGCACACUUACAGAUCACUUUGUACAUGAAUUACUUAAUUAUGCGCGAACUAAUUUCGAUUUAGUUGGCUAUGAUCAAUCUGUAACUUAUUUACCACAAGGGUUGUCAAAUGAAUAUGUAUCAAACGUUUUAUCACCUGCAUCUAGCAGUAGUAGUACUAGUUCUGAUGAUUCAGAUGUUCGAGUGCUAGAUGAAGCAAUCGAUCUUAGAAUGAACACGGAAAUACCAAGUGUAGGGCCACACACACUCAGCAUGCCUGGACCUAGUACUGUAGGACAGGCGUUUCAGUUGGAAAUUUCAUAUAAUGUACCAGAUGUAUUGACUAUUUCUUCUGAUUCCUCCUCAUCAGAUAACGAUUGUGAAGUAAUCGGUUAUGUGAAACCUCGACAUGAAAGAACACCAGAAAUCAUAGAAUUAGUUUCAUCUGAUUCUGAAGAAAUAAAUAUUUCGCAUGUAUCAAAUGAUAACACUCAAACUGCAGCGUCUGUUUUGUAUGAAGAUAUUGCCCAACCUAGUACAUCUCAUAGUAUUAAGAAACGAGGAUUAACAUCUUCAUCUAGUUCAUCUAAUUCGGAUUCAGAUAGCGAUUAUACUUUUCGCAGAAGUAGAAAAUAUCAAAGUCGUACUAGAAAACGUAUAAGAAGAAAUACAACUAGUAAAAGACGUAAUCGUUCGGUAGAAACAAGAGUCCGUAAUCGAACAAGUAGGAAUUUAUCCAGUUCUGGGGAAAGUGACAUUAGAAAAAAAGGUCCCAAAAGAAAUACUCAACGAAAGAGGAGAUUAAGUAGUAGUAGUGACAGUAGUUCACAUGAGAUUGAAUCAAAACCGACGGAUGAACAAAAAUCGAGAACUUCACAGUAUUCUGGAAAGGGUACUGUCCGUGUUCGUAAAGAUUUAAUUAAGAAAGAAACUCGGUAUUCGGAUGAGGAAUCAUUCAGUAGUAAUUAUACCACUGAAUCUGAUGAAUUUAUUAAAAAUGUAAAAUCUCGUAUGUUACCAAAAUUAAAAAGGAAAUACACCACUGGUCCAAGUGAUUUUGUUACAGCCAAGAGUGAAAGAAUAAUUAGAACUAGAGGUAAAGCUAGACAAGCACCAGAUAUAAAAGAAUCUCACCGAAAAGAAUCAAGAUACAAGAAUGACCGACAAUCUAUAUCUAGAAGCAGUAGUGUAUCUUCUUAUGCAUCUCAAAAAGAAAAAAGAGAUAGUUCUAGACGACGAGAAUCUCAACGAGAUAUGAGCGACGACGAUGGAAAUUGGAUAACUAGAGAUGUGUCAAGAAAAGAUCGUGAAUUCAAAUCCAAAACGAGAGAAGACAUUUUAAGCAGCUCAGAUUACGAUGAUGAUUUUAGAUCACAUAGUCAGUGUAGUAAUUAUUCGAGUAAAUCAUAUACACACAAAAAGAAAUCGAAGCAUAAAGAUAGGCAUAAAAGUAAAAGGAGGAAACGGUCUAGCAGUAGAACACAUAGUUCGAAUCGACCACGAUUAACUCGACGGCAUCCUGCUUAAAAUUGAAUUGCAACAUUAAAACAUUCCGAUUUAAAAAUUAUUCAAUUAGAAAACUGAUAAAUGUGUUUAACUCCUACGAAAUUUGCAAGGAGUCAUAGAAGAUCUCAGGGUUACACCAAAUCAAAAUCAAUGAAUUCCGA
Eufriesea mexicana is the source of this 2613-nucleotide messenger RNA. Its product is annotated as E3 ubiquitin-protein ligase Topors. Gene Ontology annotation, biological process: protein polyubiquitination; protein monoubiquitination. The record is from RefSeq and is a predicted model, not a curated record. The transcript has 7 exons. Gene Ontology annotation, molecular function: ubiquitin protein ligase activity; metal ion binding. Bases 173 to 2473 code for a protein of 766 amino acids. Lineage: Eukaryota; Metazoa; Arthropoda; Insecta; Hymenoptera; Apidae.